Molecule: messenger RNA, 2187 nt
Organism: Pimephales promelas (fathead minnow)
Lineage: Eukaryota; Metazoa; Chordata; Actinopteri; Cypriniformes; Leuciscidae
Gene: gnav1
Product: guanine nucleotide binding protein (G protein) alpha v1
Biological process (GO): adenylate cyclase-modulating G protein-coupled receptor signaling pathway; Rho protein signal transduction
Cellular component (GO): heterotrimeric G-protein complex; cytoplasm
Molecular function (GO): G protein-coupled receptor binding; G-protein beta/gamma-subunit complex binding; GTPase activity
Source: RefSeq, a predicted model, not a curated record
UGACUACACUACACACACCAUUUAGCUGACCCGUAAUAAACAGGUAGUGUUGUGUUGAGGAUUAGGAGUGUAUGCGCGGCGUCAGUGUUGAGCUCUCACACGCACGAGCGCCCAGUCUGACGAAACUAACCGGCAACUGACGAAUUUGAAACUUUUUUCCCCUCUUUCUUCCUGUCCGACCGUGUCUAUCCCAGUUUGUCUCUCUUUAACAAUAGAGUUAGAUUUCUCCAGCUCCAAAAACACGCGCAAUUGACUUUGGUGUCAUUUUUACGCGUUAACCGGGACUUUGGAUAAGAGCGCGCGGGAUCUCACCGGGAUGUUUUCACGCGACUUUAAACGUUCCUCUUCGAUUCCACCCGUGGUCUUGGGAUUUCUGCUGGAUCUUUAGCUCUUUAGGAAAGACAUGAGCUCUGGAUAUGGGUCUGUGUCUGGGCUCAGAGGUGACAGAGGAGGGAAAGAAGGCGAAGAUCCACAGCUCGCAGAUAGACAGAGAUCUGUACGAGUACGCCAAGAGAGAGAUGAACGUGGUGAAGAUCCUCAUGCUGGGUGCUGCAGAAAGUGGGAAAAGUACAUUGGUCAAACAGAUGAAGAUUAUCCACAGUCAUGGAUUCACCAAACAAGAACUAACCAGUUUUAAGCCUGCGGUGUUGGAUAACCUCCUGACCUCUAUGAAGUUUGUCCUCCAUGGAAUGGGCGUCCUUCGAAUCAACCUCGCUAACAGCAAGAACAAGGUCCACGCUCAUUCCGUUCUCUCGUGUGGCCGUUGUUUUGACGAAGACCAGAUGUUGUUCCCGUUCAUAAGCCACGCCCUCUGCUGUUUGUGGGCGGAUCAGGGGGUGCGGUCGGCAGCAGUGCGUGGAUACGAGUAUGAACUCAAUGACUCGGCACUAUAUUUUUUUGAGAACAUGGGCAGGAUCGUCGCCACCGAUUACAUGCCGACAGAAACGGACGUUUUAAGAGUCCGACUGAGAACCACAGGAGUGAUCGAGACUCAGUUCAAAGUCAAACACUUGGUCUUCAGAAUGUAUGACGUUGGAGGCCAGAGGACGGAGAGGAGAAAGUGGAUCAGCUGUUUUGAGGACGUGAGGGCCGUGCUGUUCGUUGUGUCUCUGAGUGGGUACGACAUGACGCUAGUGGAAGACCCAUCUAUGAAUCGACUGCAGGAGAGUCUCAAGCUGUUCUCGUCAAUCUGCAAUAACGUCUUCUUCAGAAGUACUUCUAUGAUGUUAUUCAUGAACAAGAUCGACCUUUUCCAAGAGAAGAUUCUCCACUCGGGACGCCAUCUACGGCAUUACCUUCCUCAGUUCAGAGGUGCUGACUGUGAUGUGGACGCUGGCGCCCGGUUCAUCGCCACCAUGUUCGUGUCUCUCAACGCCACACCCAGCAAGCUCAUCUACCACCACUUCACCACAGCCACCGACACCUCCAACGUGCAGGUCGUCUUCCAAGUCGUCAUGGACACCAUCAUCAAGGAGAACCUGGAGGCCGUGUCUCUGCUCUGAGUCCACAACCCUUCCCCUUAAAAACUCAAAGACUGAUGGUAUUUAUUAUAUAUGAUGCACGCUCUUCAUGAAGCAAUAAUCGAAUUUAUGCUCCUCUUAAACAGCAACUAACAAAAUGACUAUUUAAUAACUCAAAAUGCAAUAGUAAACCAAUCUGAAUCACAAAUUACGCUGUGGAAGUGUAUAAUAUGGUAUUAAAGAGUAAAUUGUACUCUCCUGAGGAAGACUUGCUUGUCUAUGCAUCACAUAAUUCUCCACCUGACAUCCACCGAUUCAUGAGUCAUCAUCAUACGUGUAAUGAAAUAACCUUCUGUAAAUCUUUGUGCAACAUGGUCCGUUCAGAGAUCGAACACCCUGUUUUUUUACAUUCUGAAUCAUAUUUGGCUUUUGACUCAUUUGUGAAUUGCAGCACUUUUAUAGUUGUCAAAGAGGAUUUAUUCAGUCUAAGAGUGAGCAACACAUCUAUAUGAAGCAUAAUCAUACUUGUAAGUUGUAGCAAUUGCAUUUUGUAUUGUAAAUACAUUUCAAAUCAUGUUACUUUACAUAUUUUUAUCCCAAUUAUUCAUUGGUGUAUUUUUUUUUCUAUUUAAAUGCCAUAUUUCGCUUUUCAAAAGCAUUUGAGUUACUUUUGUAAGUGCAAAAAGACCACUGUGAAUUGAAACGUAAUUAAAAACUAACAAAUGUA